This is a messenger RNA of Gastrolobium bilobum, 231 nucleotides long. RefSeq names its product defensin-like protein 1. Lineage: Eukaryota; Viridiplantae; Streptophyta; Magnoliopsida; Fabales; Fabaceae. The record is from RefSeq and is a predicted model, not a curated record. The transcript has 2 exons. Bases 1 to 225 code for a protein of 74 amino acids. Gene Ontology annotation, biological process: defense response.
AUGGCGAGGAAAUCACUUGGGUUCUUCUUCUUCUUUCUCCUCAUUGUCUUUGCUGCUCAAGUGGUGGUGCAGACAGAGGCAAGGGUGUGUGAGUCACAGAGUCACAAGUUUAAGGGAGCAUGUGCGGGUGACCACAACUGUGCUGAGGUUUGCAGGAACGAAGGUUUCUCUGGUGGCAGAUGCAGAGGAUUCCGCCACCGUUGCUUUUGCACCAGGAUUUGUUGAAAGCUU